GUCCGCCUGCGGGAAGAUAUGUGGUAGCGCCUCUCUUGGUUUUAAACCGCCACGAUUCUGCCCACGACGUUCGCCUUUAGAUUCCACCUCUCCUCCCCCGCCAGGCGCUGCCUCUCUGUAUCUAUAUUCUCCUCAUUCCCCAUCACCCGCAAGCACUCUACCAUGGCACCCGCACCCGUACAGAAGAAGGGCGAGAAGAGCAAGAAGCUGCAUUCGAAAGUGGUCAUCAUUGGGUCCGGUCCCGCUGGCCACACCGCCGCCAUCUACCUGGCGCGUGCCAACCUCAGCCCGGUCCUCUUUGAGGGCUUCAUGGCGAAUGGCUUCGCAGCAGGCGGCCAGCUCACCACUACCACUGACAUCGAGAACUUCCCCGGCUUCCCCAACGGCAUCCUCGGCUCAGAGCUGAUGGAGAAGUUCCGCGAACAGUCGCUGCGCUUCGGCACUGAAAUCAUCACCGAGACGGUCUCCAAGGUCGAUCUCAGCCAGCGCCCCUUCCGUUACUGGCGCGAGGGCCAGGAGGACGAGGAGGCCGAGACCGCCGACACCUUGAUCAUCGCGACCGGUGCCAGCGCAAAACGCCUGAACCUGAAGGGCGAGGACACCUACUGGCAGAGCGGCAUCUCCGCAUGCGCCGUCUGCGAUGGCGCAGUCCCCAUCUUCAGGAACAAGCCGCUCGCGGUCAUCGGCGGCGGCGACUCCGCCGCGGAGGAGGCGACCUACCUCACCAAGUACGGCUCGCACAUCUACGUCCUCGUCCGGCGAGAUGAGCUUCGCGCUUCCAAGAUCAUGCAGAAGCGCCUCCUCAACAACCCCAAGAUCACCGUUCUCUGGAACACGGUUGCGACCGAGUGCCAGGGCGAUGGCGAGCUCUUGAAUAACUUGCGCAUCAAGAACGUCAAGACCGGCGAGGAGAAGGACCUCCCCGUCAACGGCCUUUUCUACGCCAUCGGCCACGAGCCCGCUACCGGCAUCGUCCGCCAGCAAGUGCAGACCGAUGAGGACGGGUACAUCGUCACCGUCCCGGGGACGACGCAGACGUCUGUCAAGGGCGUGUACGCGGCGGGUGACGUGCAGGAUAAGCGCUACCGCCAGGCGAUCACCAGCGCUGGCAGCGGCUGUAUGGCGGCUCUCGAAGUCGAGAAGCUGAUCGCGGAGGAGGAAGAGCUCGGUGACGAGGCAUGAGAGAAGAUCAAUAAUAUAUAUGUACAUACUAGACGUAGAUUCCAUCAUCGCGGGCACCAGGACAUUCCACUGCAGCGCGCACAAUGAAGGAUUACAACGACUCGG
This is a messenger RNA of Schizophyllum commune H4-8, 1287 nucleotides long. Its product is annotated as thioredoxin reductase. The transcript is spliced from 5 exons. Lineage: Eukaryota; Fungi; Basidiomycota; Agaricomycetes; Agaricales; Schizophyllaceae. Gene Ontology annotation, molecular function: thioredoxin-disulfide reductase (NADPH) activity. The coding region runs from base 163 to 1182 and encodes 339 amino acids. Gene Ontology annotation, cellular component: cytoplasm. The record is from RefSeq and is a predicted model, not a curated record. Gene Ontology annotation, biological process: removal of superoxide radicals.